UAUUCUGAAAGGAAGGCUAUCAGUGACGUCACAUAUCACGUGAAUGAUUCUCCGAUAUUCAGUUCCAGUGACAUAAACACAUCAAUGAUCGGUGCUCUAUUUUGAAGGAACUAAAAGAAUCACGGGAAACGAGACGGGUACUAACAAGCUCACGGAGAAUACAAAUUCUUUAUUUUGGACGUUGGUGAAAUGACAAAUAGGACAUGGAAUCGUAACGUACUCUCUAAAGUGGUUUUAGGGUUUUUAUUUCUGGGUGUCUCAUCGACAUGGAGUAAGGAGGUUUUGACAAAUCAUUGGUAUGUGGAAUUAGAUGGUGAUGGAGGGAUAGAAUCGGCAAAACAGGUGGCCAAAAGGACGGGGUUUACAUACUUAGGACCGGUUUUAGGUUCUUCAAAUGAAUUUCAUUUUGUGCAUUCCGCUGUGCCAAACAUCAGGAUAAAAAGAAGUAUUGGACAUACGAGAUUGCUUAAAGCUCAUCCUCAGGUAAAGCGCGCUGUUCAGCAAACAGGGUACCUUCGAGUGAAGAGGGGAUUCAAGACUAGAAUCACUGGAGUUCCUGUUUCAGAGAUCAAGCUCAAACUCCAGUCCCUGAACGACGACAAUUUCAAAGAUGUAAACGUUAACAUUGAUAACAAGAGUCCAACGGAUCCAUUGUUCGAAAAAGAGUGGUAUUUGAAAAAUGUGGGGCAAUCUGGUGGUAUUCCUGGGUUAGAUCUGAAUGUGGAGGCAGCAUGGGCCCGGGGAUUUACAGGCAAAGGCAUCACAACGGCUAUCAUGGACGAUGGAAUCGACUACCUGCAUGAGGAUCUUCGUCACAGUUAUAAUGCCAAAGCUAGUUAUGAUUUCAGCAGUAAUGACCCCUACCCCUACCCACGCUACACCGACACGUGGUUCAACAGUCACGGCACUCGGUGUGCUGGGGAAGUUGCAGCCGCCAGAGACAAUAAUAUAUGUGGAGUAGGAGUAGCUUACGACUCGCGCGUGUCAGGUCUAAGAAUGUUAGAUCAACCCUUUAUGACUGAUCUCAUAGAAGCUAAUGCCAUGGGUCAUAUGCCAAACGACAUUGAUAUAUAUAGUGCCAGCUGGGGACCCACGGACGAUGGCAAAACUGUAGACGGACCUCGCAACAUGACCAUGAGAGCCAUCGUGCAAGGCGUGAACGAGGGGCGGCAUGGACUGGGAAACAUUUACGUGUGGGCCUCUGGGGACGGGGGCGCGGAUGACGACUGUAACUGCGAUGGGUAUGCCGCCAGUAUGUGGACGAUAUCCAUCAACUCCGCCACCAACGACGGCCAAACAGCCGGAUAUGACGAAUCCUGUUCCUCCACUCUAGCGUCCACAUUUAGCAAUGGCAAGAGUACUUUAAGAGACGCCGGCGUGGCGACAACGGAUUUGUACAAUAAUUGUACCACAACUCACUCAGGAACAUCUGCAGCCGCACCGGAAGCUGCUGGUGUUUUUGCCUUGGCGCUGGAAGCAAAUCCUAAACUGACUUGGAGAGAUAUGCAGCACCUGACAGUAUUAACGUCAAAGAGGAAUAGGCUCUUUGAUCCCUAUCUGAAGCAUCACUGGAAGUAUAACGGGGCAGGCCUGGAGUUCAACCAUUUGUUUGGUUACGGAGUACUAGAUGCUGGUGGCAUGGUGGAUUUGGCACAGAAAUGGAAACCGCUUCCGGAGCGAUUCCACUGCACAGCUGGAAGCGUCAAGAGAGAAGUGAAAUUUGGCACAGAACAACCCAUAGAAUUAAAAAUCGACACUGACGCCUGCACCGGAACUGAGAAUGAAGUGAACUACCUGGAACAUGUACAAGUGUUUGUUACAUUGAAAUCCUCAUACAGAGGAAAUGUUGUCAUGUUUGUGACGUCACCAAUGAAUACAACAACUAUGGUUCUGAGCCAGCGACCCAAUGAUGAUGACCACAAGAAUGGUUUCACUCGAUGGCCUUUCAUGACUACCCAUACAUGGGCAGAGAACCCAAGAGGCCUCUGGAAGCUGCAAAUAUCAAUGGCCCCUGGUAAAAACAACGCCAUGGACACGGGAACCUUUUUUGAAUGGACCUUGAUUCUUCAUGGUACCAAGGAGGCGCCAUAUGACAAGCAGGUCGAGAAUGAACAAAAGCAUGCCAAGCUUUACAAAGUCAAAAGAAUCCAUGCCGCCAUGAAAAAGGCAUAAAAUGAUUGUUGAUGUUCUUUAGAGCUGUUGUCCAUAACAGAAUAUACGGAUUAGAGAAAAUUAGAAAACAACAUUGUGCCUACUCCAAUUUUGGCCAUAUUUAAGAUUCCUACUUUCCCGAAAGAAAUGUAAUAACUUAUAUUUGAAGGCGCACAGAAUAUUUCUUGUAUAAUGCAGAGGUCAAGUUCUCUCAUACUUUACAAUUCUUAAAUGUCAAUUAUUAGUACUCACCAAUGUUAUUGAAAAUGUCUAAACAGAAAUUUUGAAGAUUUAUUUUUUGUUGUUAUUUGUUGUUGUUAAUGUUGUUGUUAAUGAAAUACAUAUAUUUAUCAUCCCAGAAAUAUUGAAAGUCAAAUGAAUUCGAUAGAAUAUAAAUCAGUAUUACAAUAAAUGAUCGAACAAGAGAUGCGUAUAUAAGUACAAGUAUAUAUCUAAAUCGCGUUCAUUGUCAAAAAAUGGUUCUGCAUAGUAUUAUGGGCAAACCGACGUGUAGAACUAGUUUGUGCACUAGGAGUGAUCAAACGUAUGCCAAACUAGUAAUUCAAAUGCACUGCAUUUUGAUAUUUGGAUUCAUUAACAUUAUUUAGAAUUACUAAGUUGAAUUUAUUUAUUUUUCGAAGUUCUACGUACGCAAAUCCAGGAAAUUUUUGUGCAAGUGCAAGCACUAAAGAAAAGUGAUAUGUCUGUUGGUUUCUUUUCAUAUCAUUUUAGAAUCAAAUUUAUUCAAAUAUAGAAAUAUAUACGCGUAAGCAUUAUUUGAAUUGAAUAUUCUUUAACAAUAAACAUCUUUCAAAAACCCUG
Ostrea edulis (European flat oyster) is the source of this 2973-nucleotide messenger RNA. Its product is annotated as neuroendocrine convertase 2-like. The record is from RefSeq and is a predicted model, not a curated record. Gene Ontology annotation, biological process: protein processing. The transcript has 13 exons. Gene Ontology annotation, molecular function: serine-type endopeptidase activity. Bases 190 to 2172 code for a protein of 660 amino acids. Gene Ontology annotation, cellular component: Golgi membrane; trans-Golgi network. NCBI's taxonomy places the organism in Eukaryota, Metazoa, Mollusca, Bivalvia, Ostreida, Ostreidae.